This is a messenger RNA of Uranotaenia lowii, 2445 nucleotides long. Its product is annotated as alpha-(1,3)-fucosyltransferase C-like. Lineage: Eukaryota; Metazoa; Arthropoda; Insecta; Diptera; Culicidae. The transcript is spliced from 2 exons. Gene Ontology annotation, cellular component: membrane. Bases 236 to 1492 code for a protein of 418 amino acids. The record is from RefSeq and is a predicted model, not a curated record. Gene Ontology annotation, molecular function: alpha-(1->3)-fucosyltransferase activity.
UGUGCGUUUUAGUCAUCGGUAGAAUGGUUUAAUGACAUGAUGUAACGUUUACCAAGUGCGCUUAUUUCUCUUUUUACCUGUCGAAUGCGCUUUUGAACGUGAGAGGAACGAUUUAUGGAAAUUGCGCGACGACAGCUAAGAUCAAUAGGAAGUGUCUAAACAGUGAAGUACUGUAAAGGUGUGCCAUGCGUCAUCAUCAUCAUCAUCAACCCUUCAAUAUUGCCGCCGCCUACUAAUGGUUUUCAAAUCUUACCCGAGGAAGGUCGUUUGGUUUACAGUUUACAUGGCUCGUUCAGUUAAAAGACAUCGUUUGGGGGUGUUGUUAGUCAUAAUAUUACUUUUUAUUGUGUUAUGCAUAAGUUUACUAAUUCACACUCAGUGCCUAAAACCAUCCAUAGCCUACUAUCAAAUUUUGGAGGAACAUCUUGAGCAGGAUCGUCUUCGGAUUAGUCGUUCUAAGUACAUUUUGUUCUACACGAAUUUCUUCGAUGUCGAUAAUUGGCUCCUCGAUGGGGAAACCGUUGGGCCGGACUAUCUUCGAUCCCUAUCAUGCCCGGAGACGGAUUGUGUCCUGACCAACAAUCGAGAGCUCCUCGAUCGGAUAACGGACUACGAUGCCUUGGUGUAUCACAUAGCCGAACCUUGGGCCUACUCACUACUGGACAAAGUUCCCAAACAACGAUCACCACAUCAGAUCUACAUAGCAGCCACCAUGGAAUCUCCAGCUCAUACCAAACAUCUCCUGGGGGGAGACCGAGACUUUUUCAACUGGACCAUGACCUACAGGCUGGAUUCGGACAUUGUCUGGCCCUACAACACCUUGGUCGAUAUCGAUACUGAUUUGAUUGUAAGUCCUGCUGCAUAUCCCCCCUGGAAAAUUGGAGCCUGGCAGCAUUACCAGAAUGAAAGCCUGCUGCAGCUGGCCAUGGGGAAAAAUAAAAUGGCAGCACAGUUCGUGUCACAUUGUGGCGCCUUUUCACGACGUGAUGAGCUGGUUCGAGCAAUCCAGAAGUUGGUGCAGGUGGACGUUUACGGCAAAUGUGGUACAUUGGAAUGUACCCGAGGAUCGAAACGAUGCUCCGAGAUGCUCAACACCGACUACUGGUUUUACUUUUCCUUUGAGAAUUCGCUCUGCCGAGACUAUGUCACCGAGAAACUUUUCGAGCCUAUGGCCAGCAACAUCGUUCCGGUGGUUUUCGGGGGUUCGGAUUAUCGAAGGUUUGCACCGCCUAAUUCGUUCAUAGACGUGCAGGAUUACGAGAGCGUCGAAAAGCUGGUGGAGCAUUUGCAGUAUUUGGUAGACAAUCCUCGAGAGUACGUCAAAUACUUCUGGUGGAAGGAACAUUACAGAAUCGCUGAAGGGCGACCGUUUUGUGAUUUGUGCAAAAAGUUACAUUACCCGAGCGCACGAGAACGUACCCAAUAUUACCGGAACAUUAUGACGUGGUGGUUCAACGAAGUAUGCCAGAAAGAAGCUCGGAUUAAGUUUUAGACUACAAAAGACUGAUUCGUAAAAUUAGUGUAUUGUAUUUAACAAUAAAACAAUUUAUCAUUUGUCUUGGAAUGGGUCUUUUUGAAUGUAUUUAUCAAGCUCACCGUCGCUGACCGGGUCCACCUGGGAUAAUUGAGUGAAGCCUUCUUCGUCCACAAAGCAAAUCUCGUGACCGUCUGGAUCAGCGAGAAUGAUAACCCUAACCGUGGCCUUGCCGGGAGUGUCCAGUGAAAUCAAGGGGGUCAAAAUGGUGUCUCCCGUUUUCUUGAUGGUUUCAUCUAUUUUCGGCUGCAUAUCAAACGGUACAGCAAAAGCAAUUCUGCCGUACGCUUUGGCCCGAUUCAGAGCUCCUUCAAGCUUCUGUAGAAUCAGCACGAAGCCGUUCUCUUUGUAAGUCAAUUCCGCCAACCGAUCGUUUUUCGAAAUUUGUUUCAUUUGCAAUGUGUUAUGCCAAUAGUUCACCGAACGCUCUAGAUCUGUGAUGUUUAGAAUAACGCUCUUAACUGGAUCCUCCCCUGAACCAUGUGACUCAUUGAUCACGAAAAACUUGUAGCCAUCAGGGGACACAAGCAAACUUUGACCAUUGUUUGCCUUCGUGAGCGGAUAGUUGGCUUCCUUAGCUCGCUUGAUAACAUCUGUCGAUUUGAUGGUAACUCCACCAAAAUCAUUUCCCAACUCGUACUCCUUAACCCCGUAAUUGUAGGUCAGCUCGAUGACAAAGUGGCUCGAUUCCGGCCCAUAUCCGAUCAUAGUCUUACUCCAUCGGUUAUCGUACGGUCUAAAAAUAUAGUAAGCGAAACAAUUUGAGAUACAAGCUGAUGAAAUUUAAAAAAAAAGCAGUUUCUUUAAUUUAUGUGUUUUUUCUUGAAAGACCAAUUUACGUUUGAAUUAUACAUGUAAAAAACAUGUACGACAAAUCAUAGCAAGCGAUAAAAAUCACGCCUCCUGCUUAU